UCCAUUAUUUCCAAUAAUAAACCUAUAACUACUACCUAUGUUUGCUUGCAUUCCAUUUCAUCAAAGAAGGAAAAAAAUGAGAAAAUCAAUUAGCUGGUGUUUUGUUUUCAUAUGUCUUUUAGUUCCAUUAGUAAGUGCAGAUUGGAACAUAUUGAAGCUAUCACGUAAUGGGUUGAACAUUAGUUUGAAGAAUUAUUGUGAAAGUUGGAGAAUGAAUGUUGAAUUGCGCAACAUUAGAGAUUUUGAAGUUGUGCCUGGAGAAUGCAUUGAAUAUAUUGGAAAGUAUAUGAGGUCUACACAAUAUAAAGUUGAUUCGGAAAGAGCAACUCAAGAGUGUUUGGUUCAUGUUAGCACAAAUUGUAAUUUGAAGAAUGAUGGAAAGGAUGCUUGGAUUUUUGAUAUUGAUGAGACUCUUCUUUCAACUCUUCCUUACUACAAGAACAAUCAAUAUGGGGGAAAUAAAUUGAAUGUGACAUCUCUUGAAGAAUGGAUGAGAAAGGGCAAAGCACCAGCUUUUGAUUAUUCAUUGAAGCUAUUUAAUGAACUUAAAUCAAAAGGUAUUCAAAUAAUUUUAAUCACUGCAAGGAGGGAACAUCUGAGAUCAGCCACAAUUGACAACCUUGUCAAUGUUGGUUACUAUGGUUGGACUAGAAUUUUCUUUAGAGGUGUGGCAGAUGAAUUUGUAUCAGUGCAAAAGUACAAGUCUGAUGUGAGAAAAGAGCUUGUUAGGAAUGAUGGUUAUCGCAUUUGGGGCAUUCUUGGGGACCAAUUUAGUAGCAUUGAGGGGGCUCCAAGUCCUAGAAGGGCAUUCAAACUCCCAAAUCCAAUGUACAAUGUUGCCUAACUAUACUCCACUCCUCUUGUGCAUGAGAUUAUUUCUGUCUUUAAAAUAUUUAUUUGUUUAUAACACUUAAAAUAUUUUGGAUGUAUUGUACUGGUAAUGAUAUAAUAAAGGUUGAAAUAAUUAUUAAUUUGUAGAGUAC
Vicia villosa (hairy vetch) is the source of this 983-nucleotide messenger RNA. RefSeq names its product acid phosphatase 1-like. NCBI's taxonomy places the organism in Eukaryota, Viridiplantae, Streptophyta, Magnoliopsida, Fabales, Fabaceae. The record is from RefSeq and is a predicted model, not a curated record. Bases 38 to 844 code for a protein of 268 amino acids. Gene Ontology annotation, molecular function: acid phosphatase activity. The transcript has 3 exons.